Molecule: messenger RNA, 1059 nt
Organism: Phycomyces blakesleeanus NRRL 1555(-)
Lineage: Eukaryota; Fungi; Mucoromycota; Mucoromycetes; Mucorales; Phycomycetaceae
Exons: 12
Coding region: 1-1059 (352 amino acids)
Biological process (GO): actin filament organization; actin cortical patch localization; endocytosis
Cellular component (GO): actin cortical patch
Molecular function (GO): ubiquitin binding; phosphatidylinositol binding
Source: RefSeq, a predicted model, not a curated record
AUGCCGUUGUUUUCAAAGAAAAUACUACCUACUGAAAUCACUGCCGACAUUGAAAGGGCAACUAACCCUAAUACUACCGAGUUGGACUGGUCGAUUGCAUUCAAGCUGUGUGAAAGUGUAAACAAGACAGACCUGGGAGCCAAAGAGGCUAGAAAACUGCUACAGAAGAAGAUGUUGUCUCGCGAGCCAAACACCCAACUACUUGCACUUGAGUUGUUGAAUGCCUUGUCAGAGAAUUGCAAAGAAAAGUUCAAAAGUCAGUUGAGUGCAAAGUCUUUUGGUGAGAAUCUGGAGACAUUAGCCAAUUCAAAGCAUGGAGAUGAUCGAGUACAUGGAAAAUUGGUUCAAUGCCUGCAGAAUUGGAUGGCAGAAUUUGGAAGAGAUCCUGCGUUUGUAGCUAUACACCGUGUAUAUGAUAAUACACUAGAUGCGUCUAUUGGACAAUACACAGCCCAAAGACCAAGACAGGGUCCUAAUCAUCACCAUUCCGAACGCAGAGAGCAGGUCAAGGCUGCUGAUCCCAAGACUGACUGCGAACUUGCCAAGAACAGUGCACAGCUGUUCUCUCAGACACUGUCAUUCACUGACCCAACUCAAGAGGAUAUUACGAAGAAUCAGCUAAUUCAAGAAUUUUAUGCUAAAUGUCAGUCAUACCAAACCAUAAUGUCCAGUCACCUCCAGACCUGUGAAGACCCCGACGUCAUCUCUGAAUUGUUGGAGGCCAAUAAUGAGCUUGUGAAUUGCUUCAAGACAUAUGAUGAUAUGUUGGAACGCAAGGCAAUGACAGAGGCCACUUUUAAUUCCCAAAAUCUCAACCACCGAAAUACACAGGACGCGUUGCCAAGCAGGGAUACCGAGGCCGGGGGCAGUAGACCCAUAGAACAUUCGAAUCCGUUUGAUGGGUUCAGCAAGAGUGUGACUUUGGAUCCCUUUGAUCCCUUUGCUGAUUCACAGCAAGUUGACGAUGGGCCAGCAAGAUCAAAUGAUACAGGUGGUAAAGACAAAAGUGGCGCCGUUAACCUGCCCCCACCAUUGACACCUCAGAAAUUACACAACUGA